UUGAGCGCUGCUCUCGAGCGCAGGCUGGUGCUGGGCUCUGAUGAAAAGAAUAAGGCAAAAAAAAAAAAAAAAAAAGUUGGAAAACAAUACGUUCAUGAAUUUUCGAAAUUGUCCAGAUUGUGUGAAAGCUUUUAUUAUCAAUUUCAAACCAUUCUUUUAACUUGUCCACACAGGAAUGUGGCUUUUGAGAAAGAUUUUUCUGUGUUAGAGACUGACGUGAGUUUGUUUUGCGGUUCCGCGGCGCUCGCGAAGGUCGGACGCGAGAAUUAAAAACUGAGCCGCACGCGCUCGGAUUACACACUCGGGGAAGCUGACGGAGCGCGCGCGCGGGCCAAGCCGCCGGGAUCGCUGGAAAGGAGCAUCCGCUCUUCCACUCUUUACUGUGUUUACUGUGUUGGCAGGCGUGUCGGGACCUGGACGAGAGGGGAGAAGGAGCUCUGCGAUUCUCCGUGACUUUUUCGGUAUGUCUGUAGUGGUUGUUGUGUGCCCAGACCGGUAACCAGGUGUGUUUCUUCUGCCAUGGCAAUGGUAAAGGUGGUGAAGCUGCUGUUGUCCAUUGUUUCUGUGCUCCUGGUUGCUGGGUCCUUCGGACAAGAUCACGAUUGGCACUUUAACUCCGCUCAGUGCCGUUAUGCCCUCGGGAUGGAGGAUGGAACCAUUCCUGACUCCGACAUCACUGCGUCCAGCGCUUGGUCUGAUUCUACAGAGGCCAAACACGGAAGGCUGAGCACGGGUGAAGGGGAUGGGGCAUGGUGUCCUGCUGGACCGGUCUACCCCAGUGGGUCUGAGUACCUUCAGGUUGACCUGCGCUCCUUGCACUUCCUCUCUCUGGUGGGAACGCAGGGCCGCCAUGCUGAUGGACAUGGGCGUGAGUUUGCCCGCAGCUACCGCCUUCGCUACUCACGCGACAGUCGUCAGUGGAUCACUUGGAAGGACCGCUGGGGACAGGAGGUGGUGUCAGGUAAUGAGAACACCUAUGACGUGGUUCUGAAGGAUCUGGGUCCACCCAUCGUGGCGCGGAUGGUUCGCUUCUACCCCUUAGCUGACCGAGUGAUGAGCGUCUGUCUGCGAGUGGAGCUCUAUGGCUGCUUGUGGAAUGAUGGACUGAAGGCAUACACAGCUCCUGUGGGAAAUGUCAUGCACCUCUCUGGGUCUCCAGUCUACCUGAAUGACUCUACCUAUGAUGGAAGUACUGAAGCAGGCAUGCAGUUUGGUGGAUUGGGACAGCUGUGUGAUGGGGUGCUCGGCGGUGACGACUUCACAGAGAGCAAAGAGCUCCGCGUAUGGCCUGGGUACGACUACGUGGGUUGGAGCCGCGAGGCUCUGGGUCGACCCAGUGUGGACAUCGAGUUCCACUUUGAGAAGCCCCGCAUCUUCCACAGCAUGCAGGUGCACAGUAACAACCGCCACACCCAGGGGGUGCGUGUCUUCAGCAAGGUGGAUUGUCAGUUCAAGCCUGGGCUGUUGCUCCCGUGGUCAAACCCGUUCCUGUCCCUCCCGGUGCCCCUGUCAGACCUGAAAGAUCCCUCCUCGAGAACCAUCUCUUUGCCUUUGGGCGGUCGCCGUGCUCAGAUCCUGCGCUGCCAUUUUGCCUUCGCGGACCGUUGGCUGCUUAUCAGCGAGAUCUCCUUUCACUCCGAGCCUUAUGAUGAUCUUCCAGAGAUGAUCACAGCUUUUCCCAGGGACCCCCCUGUUUUUCGUACCUCCCAUCCUGUGCCCACUACCCCUAGGCCUACUAGCGCACUCUCAACUAGCGCACCUAAUCGCACCAGCAUUCUCACGGACCCCUUCACUACACACCAUGUGAGCAGCACCACAGACAACCUCACAAUGGCAGAGGAUGAGGUUGGAGCUAAAACCCCAAGACCAGGCCAGCCUGUUGCCAAGGAUGACAGCAGCAACACCUCCAUCCUUAUUGGCUGCCUGGUGGGAAUAAUCUUGCUGUUACUGGCUGUCAUUGCUGUCAUUCUCUGGAGGCAAUACUGGAAGAAGAUACUGGGCAAGGCCCAGGGCAGCCUGUCCAGCGAUGAGCUGCGGGUCCACCUGUCCGUCCCCUCCGACAAUGUGGUCAUCAACAACACACACAGCUAUUCCAGCCGGUACCAGCGCAUCCACACCUUCCCUGAUGACCGAGACCGGGAUGGGGAGGAGGGUGUGGAGUACCAGGAGCCCAGUGCGCUGCUCAGGCCCAGAGAGGAGCGAGACAGCACUGCCUUGCUGUUAAACAACCCAGCCUAUCACGUCCUACUGUCUGACCAGAGGCAUGCCCCCGACUGGCUGCGCAAGUGCACGAGUGCGCAGGAAAAGACACACAAUGUGGUCCAGGCCUGUGGAUUUGACCUGGAUGAGAAAGCCCUUCCCACACAGGAUGAGCCACCCCCUUAUCCUGGGGCACCACCCUUCCCACAGUUACCUUCUAUGCUCCCACCUCUCUCGGUGCCCCCUGGCGCUGCCAGCGUGCCCCACUAUGCAGAAGCUGACAUCAUCAGCCUGCAGGGGGUCAGCGGUAACAACACGUAUGCUGUGCCUGCCUUGUCUGCGCCCACGGACUGUCCCACGCUCCCAGAGCUGCCCCGCCAAUGUCUGCUCUUCAAAGAGAAGCUGGGAGAGGGGCAGUUUGGAGAGGUACACCUGUGUGAGAUUGAAAACCCCCAAGAGCUGCCCAGUCUGGAGUUUCCCUUCAACGUGAGGAAAGGACGACCUCUUCUGGUGGCAGUGAAGAUACUGCGGCCCGAUGCUUCCAAGAACGCCAGAAAUGACUUUCUGAAGGAGGUGAAGAUCCUGUCUCGUCUGAAGGACCCCAACAUCAUCCGUCUGCUGGGCGUGUGCGUGAGCAGCGACCCACUGUGCAUGGUGACGGAGUACAUGGAGAGCGGCGACCUGAACCAGUACCUCUGUCAAAGAGUGCUGCUGGACAAGGCUGGACCCUCACACAGCACUCCCACCGUCAGUUACCCUGCUCUCAUCUCCAUGGCCAGUCAGAUAGCCUCUGGAAUGAAGUUCCUAUCCUCCCUGAACUUUGUGCACCGGGAUCUUGCCACCAGAAACUGUCUGGUGAGCGGCGAGCUGGACGCGGCCAGCGGCGAGCGCGAGAUAAAGAUUGCAGACUUUGGCAUGAGCAGGAACCUGUACGCUGGGGACUACUACAGGAUCCAGGGCCGGGCUGUAUUGCCCAUUCGCUGGAUGGCCUGGGAGUGUAUCCUCAUGGGCAAGUUCACGACAGCCAGCGAUGUGUGGGCGUUUGGUGUGACGCUGUGGGAGAUGCUGAGCAUGUGCCAGGAGCAGCCCUACUCGUCCCUAACUGAUGAACAGGUCAUUGACAAUGCGGGGGAAUUCUUCAGGGACCACGGCAGACAGGUAUACCUGUGCCGGCCUGCUGUGUGUCCUCAGGGUCUCUAUGAGCUCAUGCUGAGCUGCUGGAACCGGGACUGCAAACUGCGGCCCUCCUUUGCCCAUAUUCACUCCUUCCUCACAGAGGACGCCAUGAACAUGGUCUAGAAGUGGAGGCUUCUACACACAUCGCUCCCAGAAAGACAGACCGAGAGGGCGUGGAUUGAGUUUUUUCUUUUAUAGAGAGAAAAAACCUCAAUGGCUGCUGGAUGCUUGGGAGAGGAUGCAAGCACAGCAGGUCGGGGUGGAGAGAAUGGGUAGGCUGUAUAAUUUAUAUUUUAGAGGGUGAGGCUGAGAUACCGCUGGCUCGGUAUAUUAUUACUCUCCUCCUUUCAUUAACCCCUAAAGAGUAGAUAAUUUGAAUGUAAUCGGGAUAUUUGGUGAUGGGUAUUUGGACUCUAUUUCUGUCUGUGUAGGGCAUAUAGGGUUGUGAAUGUUUCUUUGUAAACAUGUACUGUAUGUGGUCUUCAUCCAGCUACAAUAAACUAUGUGUUUAAAGAAACUGAACAAUAUAUUUGUAAUAACACAUUAAGACUAAUCAGAAGACAUACUAAAUAAGUUAAAUCAGCUGUUAACAUUAAGCUGUAGCUGAAAUAUUGAAUGUAUACAAAUAACUUCAUUUUUAACAUCUUGUGUAAUUAAUUUGAACAGUCUGAUCAGCUCUCCCUGAACUUUCCCUAAUCAUGUUAUAGCUGCCCGUAAGUACAAGAAAGCUUCUUGUCAUCUUCAAUGGUGAAAAAUUAGUUUCUUGCUGCUAGAUAAAGAAUGGUUAUGUGCUGUUUCAAUUUUCCUGUGUAGAAAUUUCAUCACAUAAAGCUGCACACCUGCAUAUACACACACAAAUAUCUAUUUAAAGCACCACUUGCCCCCUGGCAGUUAGUGUUUUGUUCACUUCUUAGGGAUGAUUGCUCCUGUAGUCCACCACCCGGACCGGACUGCUGUAUAUUUGCCCGAGUGCGAUGAUGUAGAACCAAGGGUUCUG
Molecule: messenger RNA, 4372 nt
Organism: Scleropages formosus (Asian bonytongue)
Lineage: Eukaryota; Metazoa; Chordata; Actinopteri; Osteoglossiformes; Osteoglossidae
Gene: ddr1
Product: discoidin domain receptor tyrosine kinase 1
Exons: 19
Coding region: 520-3498 (992 amino acids)
Biological process (GO): positive regulation of phosphatidylinositol 3-kinase/protein kinase B signal transduction; protein phosphorylation; cell surface receptor protein tyrosine kinase signaling pathway
Cellular component (GO): signaling receptor complex; plasma membrane
Molecular function (GO): protein tyrosine kinase collagen receptor activity; collagen binding; ATP binding
Source: RefSeq, a predicted model, not a curated record